This is a messenger RNA of Perca flavescens (yellow perch), 1794 nucleotides long. It is a transcript of the gene bmp4, whose product is annotated as bone morphogenetic protein 4. The coding region runs from base 390 to 1601 and encodes 403 amino acids. The record is from RefSeq and is a predicted model, not a curated record. The transcript is spliced from 4 exons. Gene Ontology annotation, cellular component: extracellular region. NCBI's taxonomy places the organism in Eukaryota, Metazoa, Chordata, Actinopteri, Perciformes, Percidae. Gene Ontology annotation, molecular function: growth factor activity; cytokine activity.
GUCCUGCGCACCACCCGCCAUCACGAGCUGAACUGGAGACGGAUAGGAAACCCCGCUGCAGACCCCGAGCGCCGGCCUUCACCCCGACCCUGUCUCCUCUUGUUCGUUUAGAGGUGUCGCUAAAGGAUUAAUGAGCCAAAAAGGCUCCCUACUUCUCCUUUAAGGCUCAUUUCGGCGUUUUUCGGCUUGUCGUCUGGACUGCCUUACAUCUUCCCUUUCAUAUUCACUUCAUUCGAGGAUACCUGUACCUCUACUGAUGGAACAGGGUCACUCCAACGUUCUCCUGCAGCCGCCCAACACCACCUAACAUUUCCUGGAAGAACGUGUCCAUUGCCUGCUCCCAACAAACAUGGACUGUUUUCCCAUGCUUUAUUUUCUGUCGAGACAUCAUGAUUCCUGGUAAUCGAAUGCUGAUGGUCAUUUUAUUAUGCCAAGUCCUGCUGGGAGAGAGCAACCAUGCUAGUCUGAUACCUGAAGAAGGGAAAAAGAAAGUACCGGGCCUGCAGGGUCGUUCGGCCGCUCAGAGCCAUGAACUGCUGCGGGACUUUGAGGCCACACUGCUGCACAUGUUCGGCCUCAAGAAGCGGCCACGGCCCAGCCGCUCAGCCACUGUGCCUCGCUACCUGCUGGACCUCUAUCGGCUACAGUCGGGGGAGGCUGAGGAGGGCGGGGCACACAACAUCGCUUUUGAGUACCCAGAGAGGUCAGCAAGCCGGGCCAACACAGUGAGGGGAUUCCACCAUGAGGAGCGCAUGGAGAGGGUGCAUGAUCUGUAUGAUGGAGAAACCAUGCCCCUUCGCUUCCUAUUCAACCUCAGCAAUAUCCCAGAGGACGAGCUUCUCUCCUCUGCCGAACUUAGGCUCUACCGUCAUCAGAUUGAUGAGGCCAUCGCUGACGCCUUCUCAGACCACCAGGGGCUUCACCGGAUAAACGUGUACGAGGUGCUGAAGCCGCCGCGGCCGGGGCAGCUAAUCACGCAGCUCUUGGAUACGCGGCUUGUGCGGCACAAUGCGUCGAGCUGGGAGAGCUUUGAUGUGAGCCCUGCAGUGCUGCGUUGGACUCGCGAGGGCCUACCAAAUUAUGGGCUGGCCGUGGAGGUUCUCCAUCUCAACCAGACGCCACGCUACCAGGGCCGACACGUCCGCGUCAGCCGCUCACUGCACCAGGAACCUGGCGAGGACUGGGAGCAGCUACGCCCCCUCCUGGUUACCUUUGGCCAUGACGGGAAGGGUCACCCGCUGACCCGCCGGACCAAGCGCAGCCCCAAGCAGCGGGGCCGUAAACGCAACCGCAACUGCCGGCGCCACGCACUAUAUGUGGACUUCAGCGAUGUAGGCUGGAAUGACUGGAUAGUGGCACCCCCUGGUUACCAGGCCUAUUACUGCCAUGGGGAAUGCCCCUUUCCUCUGGCGGAUCAUCUGAACUCAACCAACCACGCCAUUGUUCAGACACUGGUGAACUCUGUGAACAACAACAUUCCCAAGGCCUGCUGCGUGCCAACAGAGCUCAGCGCCAUCUCCAUGCUCUAUCUAGACGAACAUGACAAGGUGGUCCUAAAAAACUACCAGGAAAUGGUAGUGGAGGGCUGCGGCUGCCGCUAACACACAAACUAACAGGAACUUGGCCUGGUGCCAUGAAAGAAAGUAACAUGGACGCUAAAACAAAUCAGAAGGUCUUUACUCCCAAAAAAUGUUCACUUGGACCCUUAUUUAUAACUUUUAUGUCGAGGUGUAUGUUUGUCUCACUUUUUUUUGUUUCUUUGACAAUAUGAUCAUAUAUUUUGACAAAAUAUAU